Molecule: messenger RNA, 585 nt
Organism: Fraxinus pennsylvanica
Lineage: Eukaryota; Viridiplantae; Streptophyta; Magnoliopsida; Lamiales; Oleaceae
Source: the annotation of a GenBank genome assembly
AUGGCUUUCACAGGUAAUCGACUCCUCUGUUACACCUCCACAAGAACACCGUACACCCAACUCCCACUGCGCCGUCCAUUCCUCAUACCACCAUCCCCAUCAUCGUCUCAUCAGCCAAGAACAUCAUCUUUCAGAGUCUCGGCGAAUCCCAAAAAGCUCUCUUCAUCAUCAAGAACUGGAAGAUUUGACAGUAAGAACAGAAGAAGCUCAGUUUCAACUAAGGAACAAGAAGAAGAAGAAGUAGUAGAAAAGCAACGGAUGGAUGAGAUUUCAGUUGAUAAUAAUACUGCUACUAUCGGAGCCGUUGAUGAUGGAUUUGUAAUGCCGGAGCUUCCCGGAGAAAAGCCUGACUUCUGGGAAGGUCCUCAGUGGGAUGUUCUUGGAUUUGUUCUGCAAUACCUGUGGGCUUUUGGUAUCGUUUUCGCGUUAAUUGCUUGUGGCAUUGCUGUGGCCACAUAUAAUGAGGGAGCAACAGAUUUCAAGGACACUCCAGUUUACAAGGAAUCAAUCCAAUCUCGAGAGUUUUUAGAUGAACCAGAUGUUUUUGAAUCCAAUCCAACCGAACAGGCUCCUAGUUUGGACUAG